AUGGGGGUCCAGCAGAACACUCCUCAUGCCCAGCCGGCAGGUCAACAGAGUCUAGACCAUUCUACUUUCAUCUCGCAACAUCCUGGGCAAAGGGUAGACCACCAACUUCUUCCGGAUACUCGCUCAGCAGCAACCAGCGGCCACUGCCGCUUCAAUCGAUCUUCGACCGCCAGUCACGACGUCAACCAGCCUGGUCCCACCCAGCUGGUCCUCACCUCAAAAAAGAGAAGAUGA
Prunus armeniaca (apricot) is the source of this 234-nucleotide messenger RNA. Lineage: Eukaryota; Viridiplantae; Streptophyta; Magnoliopsida; Rosales; Rosaceae. The record is from the annotation of a GenBank genome assembly.